Messenger RNA from Clupea harengus (Atlantic herring), 2965 nucleotides. RefSeq names its product arginine vasopressin receptor 2a, duplicate a (gene avpr2aa). The record is from RefSeq and is a predicted model, not a curated record. Gene Ontology annotation, molecular function: vasopressin receptor activity; peptide binding. Gene Ontology annotation, biological process: cellular response to hormone stimulus; positive regulation of vasoconstriction; regulation of systemic arterial blood pressure by vasopressin. Gene Ontology annotation, cellular component: plasma membrane. NCBI's taxonomy places the organism in Eukaryota, Metazoa, Chordata, Actinopteri, Clupeiformes, Clupeidae.
UCCUGAAAGAUCAAUUUCGCACUCGGUAGAUCUAUCGGCUGCUUUGAAAGAGACGUGAGGCAUACGACACUACUGCACCUGGAAACAGGCAAAUAUUUACACAGAUCCCUCAUUGGCGUCAAGCCCCCAUCCUAUCUCCCCAUCGAUCUGUACAGCCUCUGGGGAUGCCUGCUGAAACCCUCUUUACAUAUUUGACCUCCCUUUUUUGUAAGCUCUAUCUUCUUCUUUCUGACGUUCAGUCGCUUUCUCUCCGUCUGUCUCACUGUGUCAAAGUUAAAAAGGUAUGUUUGAGGACAGCUCUCGUCUCUGUCUUCUCUCCUCUGCAGCUCCUCCCUGUCGUCCUUUAGGACAUAACACUUAACCCAAGGCGGAGAACGGGGGUAGGAGAGCGAGGGGGAGGAGAGAGAGAGAGAGUAAGAGUAGUGAGGGAGAGGGAGAGGGAGAGGGAGAGUGAGAGCGCAGGGUUGGGCUGGCAGAUCUCAAAGGCAGUGCGUUGAGCGCUGUGGCUGCACACACUCAGGCAAAGGCGCUCACUCAUUCACACACACACACACACACACACACACACUGAGCUGGUGUGAAGCGGAGGGGACAGGCAAGCACUCAGAUCUCCUGAGAAGGCAUUGACAUUUCUCUGGAUUGCUCUCUCACUCACUUCUCCACGCGGACCUGUUUGGGAAGAAGAGAAAGACCUGUGUCGGCAGAGGACAACGCCAACACAGACAUCAAACAGGCGCUCAACAGUACCCCGUACCUCACCAAAGACCAGCAGCACCAUCCAAACAGAAGUUCUCACUUCAGGAUCACGCGGACUGGUGAAAUAACACACCGCUAUUCAUCAACUUCAGGGCACUCAAACACACACACACACACACACACACAGCAGAUUGCCAUAGCUGGACACCAGAGAUUUAAAAUGUGGAUUAUUACCUCUUGAAGACAAUUCCUGGUGAAAGACAGCCACAAAACAGAGCAGCGAAUUUCGAUCAGUGUAGCACAUUUUGGUGACUAGAGACGGCAGUCAUUUUUGAUCAGUGCGUUUGUUGCUGUGUAUCUGGGCACCAGUCUACAGACGUGUGACAGAGGGAAACACAAGGAGACGGAGGGCCAUGCACUGAGAGAAAGGCAUGGAGGCCGUCUCUGGGGAGGCAGGUUGGGACGGGCUGGCCCAGUCGUCCUCCUCCUCCUCCGCCUCAGCAGCAGCAGCAGCGGCAGCAGCAGCGGCCACAUCGGGAUGGAUCAACCUCACCUCUGCCCUGUUCCCGGGGACCACUGGCCCCAACAGUACACUCUGCGGCGGGGGAUCUCAUUUCUGGCUCUUCCCUGAGAACGGCACGGGAAGCCCCUCCUCCGGCACACCGGCCCCGCCGCGGCAGCGGGACCCGACGCUGGCCCGGGCCGAGAUCGGCGUGCUGGGCCUGGUGCUGGCGCUCACCACGCUGGGCAACAGCUUCGUGCUCUGGGUGCUGCUCCGCAGGCGCAAGCAAAACGCACCCAUGCACGUGUUCAUGGUCAACCUGUGUCUGGCUGACCUGGUGGUGGCCUUCUUCCAGGUGCUCCCCCAGCUGGUGUGGGACGUCACGGAACGCUUCCAGGGCCCCGAUGCGCUCUGCCGCUUGGUGAAGUACAUGCAGAUCGUCGGCAUGUUUGCGUCCUCUUACAUGAUAGUGGCCAUGACAGUGGACCGGCACUACGCCAUCUGCUGCCCGCUACAGGCCUACCGCGGAGGGGCCGUGUCCCGCUGCAACACCCCCGUCAUAGUGGCCUGGGCCCUGGCCCUUGUGUUCAGCCUACCACAGGUGUUCAUUUUCUCCAGGUCAGAGCUGGCGCCGGGGGAGUUCGACUGCUGGGGCCACUUCAUCGAGCCCUGGGGCCUCAAGGCGUACGUCACAUGGAUGACCUUGGCCGUGUUUGUGCUUCCUGCUUUCAUCAUCACUGUUUGCCAGGUGCGAAUAUUCAAAGAACUCCAUGACAAUAUCUAUCUAAAAUCAGAGAAGGUCGUGUCGGCCGACCUCAAGAAGAAUGUUGUUUUCUUCGGUCUCCAGAAUGUUAAAAAGGAGGAUGACCGAACGAGGGGUAGAACAGGCUACAGACACAGGGAGGGGUGGGGAGGAGGAGGAGGAGGAGGAGGAGGAGGAGGAGGAGCAGGCUACCCUCUCCAGAAUAGCGAAAACAACCACCCAUGCCGUCCUUAUUGUAAUGACUGUACUACGGAAAACCCGUCGGACUGCUACAACUGCUCGUGCUCGGUCAGCCAGUACGACCAGUGUCCCAGCGAUGUCACCCUACAGGCCACGUCCAAUGGCAACAUUAGCGCGCCCGAUGUCCUCCCCAUCAAUCAGAACCAUUCCAGCACAACGGAGCCAGUCGGUCACCCUGUUUACAACAACCUGGAGAACCACUCUCCAACUUGCACCGAGUCAGGCUGCUACAGGGGCUCGUUCUCCUGCGACAACAGACCCUUGAACGCCUCCUUCGAGGCCCGCUACAGCAUGAGCAGCGGAUCGCCCCACGCCACCCCGGCGCCGGUCAGCCCGCCGCCCCCCAGCAUCUCCAGGGCCAUGUCCAAGACAGUGCGCAUGACGCUGGUGAUCGUGCUGGUCUAUACCAUCUGCUGGUCGCCCUUCUUCAUCGUGCAGCUGUGGGCAGCCUGGGACCCCAACGCGCCCAGCCAAGGGGUGGCGUUCACCAUCCUGAUGCUGUUGGCCAGCCUGAACUCCUGCACCAACCCGUGGAUCUACACGGCCUUCUCCAGUAGCGUGUCCCGGGAGCUGCAGGCCCUGCUGCGCUGCCGAUCGCGCUCCGCACGCCGCGGGUCGCUGCCGGACGACUCCACCGCCACGCACACCUCCACCACCAAGGAAAGCCUGUACUGAGACAAACACUUGUACACACAGACACACACUCACGUGCCGAGGCGGACUGCUUGAGGGCGAUUGGUCCGCCACCACACACAUCUCCACUA